AUGUACCGCCGGCAAUUCAGAUCCACCACUGUUCCGCCUGGUGAAAAUCCGGCAGAAACGUACCACCGGCUAAAGGGUCUGUAUCGUCGUUGGAUCCGACCGGAGGAGCACACCAAGGAGGAGGUUGGAGACGCCAUCAUCCUGGAGCAGUUUCUACGCGUCCUCCCAGGCGAUAUCCGAACCUGGGUGAUGGAGCAUGAGCCGAAGGAGGGGCUAGCGGCUGCCAAACUGACCCAGCAGUACAUCAACGCCAGGAAAGGAGCACGUCAACCAACUCCACCACCAAGGUUUCCACGCCGCGAGGGUCCAACGGUGACAGCAGCAGCUGGGCCAUAA
This is a messenger RNA of Knipowitschia caucasica, 336 nucleotides long. Lineage: Eukaryota; Metazoa; Chordata; Actinopteri; Gobiiformes; Gobiidae. The record is from the annotation of a GenBank genome assembly.